CCCGCCGCCCCGAGCCGAGGAUGGAGAACUCGUCGGCGGCCUCGGCCUCGUCCGAGGCGGGCAGCAGCCGCUCCCAGGAGAUCGAGGAGCUGGAGCGCUUCAUCGACAGCUACGUGCUGGAGUACCAGGUGCAGGGGCUGCUCAGUGACAAGACCGAGGGCGGCGAGGGCGAGAAGCCGCCCCCACCCCUCUCCCAGUGGACAGCGGACUGCAGCGAGCAGCUGGACAGGGGCCGAGCCUUUCCCCAAGGACGCCACCCUCCGCAGCAGAACGGCGGCAAAGACUCCCUGGACAUGCUGGGCACGGACAUCUGGGCGGCCAACGCCUUCGACUCCUUCAGUGGUGCCACGUGGGACCUGCAACCCGAGAAGUUGGACUUCAGCCAGUUCCACCGGAAGCUGCGGCCUGCGCCCAAGCAGCCGCUGCCUCACAUCGACAGAGAAGGCUGUGGCAAGGGGAAGCUGGAAGACGGGGACGGGAUCAACCUGAACGACAUCGAGAAGGUCCUCCCGGCCUGGCAGGGCUACCACCCGCUGCCCCACGAGGUGGAGAUCGCGCACACCAAGAAGCUCUUCCGGAGGAGAAGGAACGACCGCAGGCGGCAGCAGAGACCCCCAGGAGGAAACAAGCCCCAACAGCACGGCGACCACCAGCCAGGCAGUACCAAACACAGCAGGGACCACCAGAAAUCCUACCAGGGGGGCUCGGCCCCCCACUCCUCAGGGAGGCCCACCCAUCACGGCUACAGCCAGAACCGCCGCUGGCACCACAGCGGCACCAAGCACCCGCCGGGGGACAAGGGGGAGCCCAGCACCCACCGCCACGCCAAAGAGACCCUGGCCCUGGAGAGCCCCAAGGCCGAGGACGCCCCAGGAGACGCUGGGCCCUGCGGCCUGGAGCCGCCCCACAGUCCCGAGGGCCCGUCUCCCACCCCCUCUGAGCGGCUGCUGCCGCCCCAGCCUGGAGCACCCGAGUCCGAGUCGAAGCGCAGAGACUGUGCGGGCCCCGAGAGGCCCGGGGAGCAGCGCAGGGUCACCCUGCUCCAGUCCUCCAAAGACCGGCUGCAGCGGAGACUCAAGGACAAAGCUCCGGCCCAGGAGGAAGUGAGGCUAGAGAGCAGCGCCCCGCAGCCGAACAAGAUGGACAAGCUGGCCGAGAUCCUCAACAGCAUGCGCAACAACAGCAGCGACGUGGACGCCAAGCUCAGCACGUUCAUGGAGGAGGCCCAGAGCUCCACCAACUCCGAGGAGAUGCUGGGCGACAUGGUGCGCGCCAUCUACCAGAAGGCCGUGUCCGACCGCAGCUUCGCCUUCACCGCCGCCAAGCUCUGCGACAAGAUGGCGCUCUUCAUGGUGGAGGGGACCAAGUUCCGCAGCCUGCUUCUCAACAUGCUCCAGAAGGACUUCACGGUGCGGGAGGAACUGCAGCAGCGGGACGUGGAGCGCUGGCUGGGCUUCGUCACCUUCCUGUGCCAGGUGUUCGGCACCAUGAGGAGCAGCACCGGGGAGCCCUUCCGCGUGCUCGUCUGCCCCAUCUACACCUGCCUCAGGGAGCUCCUGCAGUCUCAGGACGUGAAGGAGGACGCCGUUCUGUGCUGCUCCAUGGAGCUGCAGAGCACAGGCCGGCUGCUGGAGGAGCAGCUGCCCGAGAUGAUGGCCGAGCUCCUGGCCAGCGCCCGCGACAAGAUGCUGUGCCCCUCGGAGUCCAUGCUGACCCGCUCGCUGCUGCUGGAGGUCAUCGAGCUCCACGCCAACAGCUGGAACCCCCUGACGCCCCCCAUCACGCAGUACUACAACAGAACCAUCCAGAAACUGACAGCCUGACAGCCAGGGGCCCCGGCGGCAGUGGCG
Messenger RNA from Sorex fumeus (smoky shrew), 1850 nucleotides. RefSeq names its product cap binding complex dependent translation initiation factor (gene CTIF). The coding region runs from base 21 to 1823 and encodes 600 amino acids. The record is from RefSeq and is a predicted model, not a curated record. Lineage: Eukaryota; Metazoa; Chordata; Mammalia; Eulipotyphla; Soricidae. Gene Ontology annotation, cellular component: cytosol. Gene Ontology annotation, molecular function: translation activator activity; RNA binding; protein binding. Gene Ontology annotation, biological process: regulation of translational initiation. The transcript has 11 exons.